AUGUCCUCUCAACGUCCCCAUGAAAACAGGCGGGAAUCGAGGUGUAGUCCGGGGUACAAGAUGGCACGACAAGCAGGGGGUGAAGCUUCCCCGAAAAAGAAUACGUCCCUCAACCUGGUGACAGGGUUCUAUCACUACCUCCGCGAUGAGCAGGAGGCAGUGCAGAAGAGGACAUUCACGAAAUGGAUCAAUUCCCACUUGGCAAAGCGUGUUCCUCCUCUGGUGGUGACGGACCUGUUUGAGGACAUCAAGGAUGGUGUGAUGCUGCUGGCCUUGCUGGAAAUCCUCUCUGGACAGAAACUGGCAUGUGAGCAGGGCAAGAAGCUAAAGAGGAUCCACUGGGUUGCCAACAUCGGUACAGCUCUUAAGUUCCUCGAGGGUAGGAAGUCUGCCUACAGAGGAUCUCCGAUCAAGCUAGUGAACAUCAACUCCACAGAUAUUGUUGAUGGACGACCAUCAAUUGUUUUGGGGUUGGUGUGGACCAUCAUCCUCUAUUUCCAGAUAGAGGAACUAACCAGUAGCCUACCAGCAUUGCAGGCCUUAUCCAGCAGCACCUCAUCACUGGACAGUUCCACCAGCAGCACUGACACCACCAGCCCACCCAUCAAGAGGAAGCCGCUCCCACCUAUGCAGGGUGGGGCCCGAAAGGCACUGCUGAGAUGGGUCCAGCAUACAGCCACCAAACGUCUGGGGCUCGAGGUGAAAGACUUUGGUCCCAGUUGGCGCACGGGUUUAGCAUUCUUUGCCGUUAUCCAUGCCCUCCGGCCCAAUCUAGUCGACAUGGAGCGUGUAUGGAGGAGGCCCAACCGAGAAAAUCUGCAGGAAGCCUUCUUAUUGGCUGAGACGGAGUUGGGCAUUCCACAGCUUCUUGACCCUGAGGAUGUUGAUGUAGACAAGCCUGAUGAAAAAUCCAUUAUGACGUAUGUAGCCCAGUUCCUGAAGCAUCAUCCUGACCUACACCAUAGCGACUCAGAAGGACAACCAGAGGAAGAGCAUGGUCUUGCUCCUCGCGAUAUAGCGGAAAUGUUGGAGAGAGAGCAGCGAAAGAGCCUGAGGGAGCUCAAAAUGUGGCUCGACCAGCUGGAGAGAGACGCAAUACAGGCUCAGGAGACUGAGGGCAAUCUCUCUCAACAGUACCAGUUGUUCAAGAGUGUGCGCGUCCAGUUGGAGAUGAGGAGGAAGCAGGUGGAGGCAGCUCUGCAGUCUACUCAGAAGGAUGGGAUACUGACAGUGGAUCAGGCUCUUGUUAAACAGGCCUGGGAAAGGGUUUCCAAUAGGCUCCUGGACUGGCAUCUGCAGCUGGACAGGUCUCUGCCUGCUCCUCUGGACAUGGUGGGGACAUGGCUGCACCAAGCUGAAGGAGCACUGCGACAAGAGAUCAUCGUCCAACAGGCACAUGACGAGACAGCUAACACUGUUCACAGAGCUUUAGAGCAGCACAAGGAUGUGUUGAAGAGCCUUGAGAGUCACCAGCAGGUCUUUCAGAGGUUCCAUAAGGACAGAAGUGUUGAUGGAGUCCCUGUUCCCCCAGACCAGCUCCAAGACAUGGCUGAAAGGAUGAACUAUGUCUCUACAUCAUCUAGCAUCCACCUGGCUAAGAUGGAGUUCUUGGAGAACAAGCAUCACAUGCAGGCCUUUCUCACCCUAGCCGAGUCGAAGCUUAAAUCCUGGAUCAUUAAAUAUGGACGACGAGAGUCAGUGGAACUGAUGCUCCACAACUAUGUUUCAUUUGUGGAGAAGCAUCAUUUCUUUGAAAAUUAUGAGGCUUUGUUCCAAUCCCUGAAAAAUGCUGCCGAGGCCUAUGUCAGCGCUGACAGCUCAGUGGACGAGGGAGAGACGGGAGUGCGCAGGUUCAUGCGGGAGGUGGUGACUCAGUGGAGGAGUCUGUCCAUGGAAGUGCGCAGUGUGAGGAGCAUGUUGGAGGAGGUGCUGUCCAACUGGGAGAGGUACAGCUCCACGGUGGCUUCCUUACAGGCCUGGUUGGAGGAUGCGGAGGAUGCCCUGAGCCUGCCAGAAAACACGAAACGGGAGUUUUUCAGGAAUCUUAGCCACUGGAUGGAUCAGCAUGCAGUCAUGAACGACGCAGGGAAUUUUCUAAUUGAAACGUGCGAUGAAACUGUGUCACACGAUCUCAAGCAGCAGCUACUUCUUUUGAACGGACGAUGGAGAGACCUCUUCCUCAAAGUCAAACAAUAUGCCCGAGCAGAUGAGUUGGAGAAGUGGAGGAAAGAUCAUCUAAAGGCUGUGUCGGCUUUAAAAGAGCUACUGGACACAGCAGAGGCCAAGCUCAAUGCUCCUGUCCAGGUGUCUUUCCUCAAUGUUAGAGCCUUUCUGCAGGAUGUGGAGAAUACCAAACAAAAGGUUGUUGCCAUGGAGACACAAUACAAGUUGGCUGGCCGCAGUGCUCAGCUCCUUGCCAAGGAUGCCCCACAGGAUGAGGCUGCCAGGAUCAUGGCAACUAUGACAGUAGCCAAAGGUCAGCUGAGUAAGGUGAGAGAGCGGUGUCCGUCCCUAGUGAGGGAAUGUCAUGUCCUUCUUCCGCUUUUGGAGGAGAUGGAGAAACACAUCACUGCUUUUUAUCAGGCCCUGGAGCGGGCCUGUCGCAUUACUUCAGUCGCCAGAGACCCAGACACACAGGCGCAGACCCAGCACAAGCACAAGUGGCAGGAUUUGUUAAAUCAGCAGCAAAGCUGUAAACGAUGUCUGUCAGUGAUAGAGAGGAACCACCACACCCUGCAGAGGGUGCUCUCCAACAGUAAAGUGCUCCGAAACUUCGACCUGUCGCUGCUACAAAAGAGAGUGGCUGAAAUACAGAGCUCAGCACAGGCUUUGCUGAAGGAGGUUGGGGAAUGGAGGAGGCAGGAGGAGGCCAACAACUGCCUAAGGAGGAGGUUUGAGGAAUCAAGACAAGAUCUGGAGAGAGUACUGAAGAAAGCUCAGGGCUUCUUGAGAGAGAGCGGAGACGCAGAGGAAUUACUGAAAAAACACACAGAGUUUUUCAGCCAACUGGACCAGCGGGUGCUGAGCGUGUUCUUGAAAGCAUGUGAUGAGCUGACUGACAUCCUUCCAGAAGAGGAGCAGCAGGGAUUGCAAGAAACUGUCCGUAGGCUGCACAAACACUGGAAGGACAUCCAGGGUGACAUACCGUCUCACCUACUCCGUCUGAAAGUGGAGGUGGAGCGAAGUCGAGUGGCUGUGAUCUUACAAGACUGCAGAGCAGAGCUGGACAGAGAAAUGCAUGCUGUGUCUGGCACCUGCACCAGUGAACGAGUGAUCAAAGAGCACAGAACGUUCUUCAGGGAACGCAAACCUCUGACUUUGUGCGAGAAGAGGAUUAGAAACAUGGAGGAUCUGUGUCAUAAAUUGCCUGACAACGACCAGGCUUAUCGAACUCUAGACUCCACCAAGAGGGCUGUCGAAGAGGCGACAGAGCAGAUCAAGAGCACCCACCUCAAGCUGGAGCAGCAUCCUGAUAAAUGGAAGGAGUGGAAUGAGAGGUUCUGUGAGCUUUCUGAUUGGCUCUCAUCUAAGAGGAGGCAGGUGAGACUCUUGAGAGAGACAGCAAGAAAUUCCAGCCAUCCGGGCCAGGUAGAUGCUUCUGUUCAGGCACUGCAGGAAGCAGUAAACGCCCGAGAGGAGAGCCUGUUGUGGCUUAAGAGCCACCUUGCUGGGCUUUCUGAGGUUAGCUCCGAACUGGAGAUCCAGAGACAGAGAACAGCCCUGGCCAAGCUCUCAACUGACCUGAGGGCACUCUUUUCUUCACUUUGUCAGUGUGAUGAAGACGGCUCAGAAAUGUUCCAGUAUGAGGAGCUGAGGGAGGAGGUGCGUGGUGCUCUGGAGGAGGUUCUGAGAGCUCGAAAGGAGGCUGAGGAGCAAACCAGCAGGAUCCUGGAUGCCGAGGACCUGAUGGAGGCCAAGCAACUUUACCUUAUUCACCAGCAACACCUAAAACGCCUGCAUGCUAACCGGAGAGAGGCAGAGCUUUUAGUGUCCCAUUGCCACCAGCUGCAGAAAGGAGAGGAGCUUAAUCAGUCUCUACAGGAGCUGGAGGGAGCUUUCAGAGAGGUUGACCGCAAAUCAGAGGCAAAGGAGCACAACCUGCAGGCUAUUCUGAGCUCCUGGCAGAAUUUUGAAGCAGAGAGAGAAAAAGUUUGGAGGUUUAUCAGCACUAGCAACAGUGAGCUGCACAAAGAGCUUAUUUUCAACAGCCUGGACAGCCUGAGAACUGAACUGGAGCAUAACAAGGUAUUCUUCCCAAAAGUUGAGGAAUGUUCUGUGCGAGCUGAUCUCCUCCUGGAGAUGGCAGCAGACAUUCAGCUCGGUCCAAAGAAUCAAGCUCUACUUCUACAGCAGGCGCAGUCCACCAGGGAAGCAGUCGCACAACUUAAAGAUCAUCUCAACAAGAAUGUUGUCCAGCUGGAAAUGAUGUGCGUUUGGUGGGAACGCUUCAGCACUGAAUCAGAGGCCUUCUCCUCUUGGAUCAAUGAAAAGGAGAGGGAGCUGGAGGCUGUCAACCCCACUUCCUCCUUAGAUCCUUUAGACAAACACAUCAGUACAGUAGAGGCAGUGGGAGAAGGUUUAAAGGAGAGAAGGGCAGCUCUGGCCCGCAUGGAAGAGGACUGGGAAGCCUUGUUGAGGUUUGUGACCCCCGGAGAGGGAGGAUGUAUCCGAGCGCGACUUACCCAAAUGAGGUGCUACUGGGAAGAGCUGAAGGGGAAAGUAGAGCAGCUUGGUGGACAACUCAACCAGAGCGCCUCCUACAGGCAGAGAUACAAUGACAACCUUGAACAGGUGAAGAAAACAAUGAGUGACCUUAAAGAGAAACUCGACUGUCUGGUCACAUAUUGCACAUCAUCAUCUGAGACUUACAAAAACCUGCAGGAUCACAUGGAGGUCUGCCAGGCUGUCGAGCAGCUGAAACCCAGGCUGAUGGCUUUGUCUUCAGCCAUGAAGAGGCUUGGAGAGGGCAGCCAGCUGGAGGAAGAGGUGGCUAACCUCCAGAAGCUACAGGGAGACUUUAUGGGAAAGGCCGCAGAAAAGCAAUCUACAUUAGAGAGCCUUCUAGCACUGUGGCAAAGAUUUGAAAAGGAGAAUUCAUCCAUGAAAAGCUGGCUAGACAGAUGUGAGUCUGUUUGCUGUCCAGACACUGAACUGUUGUCUGCAGACAAAGUAAAGCUUAGGAAUGAACUACAAAAUGUACAGGAAAUGCAGAAGGAGACACCAUCCUACGAGGCCCUCCUCCAGGGUCUUGUAAAUCUUGGGCUGUGCCUCUAUCCCACAGCACCUAAAGCUUGUGUCCAAGAGCUCAGUGAUGAUCUCACACAACUACAAGAGAGAUGCACUUCUCUGAAUAACAGCAUAUCACACAGGCUUGAGCUCCUGCAGUCUCAGUUGUCACAACUGGAGCUUUUUGACCAGGCUCUCCUGACAUUGACCCAAAGGAGUGAAAGCUUUUUAUCUGGCUUGAGAAGCACUUCACAGGUUGAUGUUGCUGAUCUUGAGGUUGCAAUUACUAAACUCAAGGAGCAUGAGGCACAGCUACAGGCUCACGCAGCACUGAAAGAGACUCUCCAGCAAAGAGAGUUCUCCCUGCUUCGCUGUUCUACUUCAGAGGCCCAACAGCAGCUCCAGGGCUGGAGGGAGGACUGCCUACAACCACUCAAUGAAUCCCAACGUCUACUGCUCCUCCGUAAGGAGUGUCUGACUGAGUUAAAGGCUUUUCUUGAGAAGCACGGAGCAUCAGCCAAAGCUGUGCGCCAUCUUCAUGAGGCUGUGGAGGGAAGGGGUAGCUGGGAUCGCUGUAAAGCUGAGGAGCUUCAUCGUGGAAUAGGUGAAGUUGCUAAAGAUGUGUCUCGGCUUGAGGCUGAGGCAGUGGGGUUAGAUGGGCAGCUGAGCAAGGCACACCUUCACCUGUGUGGUGCAGAGUGGCGGGGCUCCAAAGAUGUGAGUCAUCCUCAGGGAAGAACAUCUUGCAGGGGACAGGCCGUGGCCCUCACAAUGGCUUUGGAGGAGGUACAGAGGUGUGUGGGAUGGAGGCAGAGUGAAGCAGAUGCUUUAACGGCCCUGUGGAGCUCUUUCAGUGAGAGAAGGGAGGAAAUGAUGAAGAAUCUAAAGAAACUGGAGGAUGAAACACGGCAAGAGGUGGCUAGAGAGAGCUCUGUACAAGCUUUUCAAAACAGGCUGCGUUUCUUCGUCCAGUUGGAGGAUGAGCUCCAGUCCUUGCAGCACUCACAACAGUGGUUAGAGGAAAAGGGAAGCCAGCUGGCCCAGAGAGACAGUGAGCUGGCUGGGGAGGCUCGCAGAGAGGUGGCUCUGGUGAGGACAUCCUGGGAGAAUGUCAGGACUCUGAUCAGCAAUGGUCAGGAACAGAGUGGAGUUGUGGUGGAUCUUCUUCGUCAGUUCCAAAACCUGAAGUCGAUCCUCAGCACCGCUGUGGAGAAUGCCCAGACUGUUGCUCACAACCUGCCCGACCAUAACCAUAAUGCUCUGGAGGCCAAAAGAACAUUCACACGGCAUGAGACUGUCCAGUCUGAGCUUAGAGAAAAACAGGAAGACAUGGACCAGCUCAUCAGCACCGUGGAGGACCUACAGAGAGAGCUGGAGAAGGUUCCCAACUCUGAUAUGUGCUUCAUCCAGAAAGACAUGAAGACAUUAAGGGACCAGUGGCUCGAGGUCUCAGAGAGAAUACAAACCAACACAGAAAGACUCGGCUACUGUGUCACCCUAUGGGACGACCUCAAGACCAUGGAGCACGACAUCAACCAAUGGGCUGCCACGUCCAUCGCUGAUCUCACUGACAGUGUCUCUAAUCUCAGUGACAAGGAAAAGACAGAGAUCCACCUCGCCACCUUUCAGGCUGAGGUUGAGAAGAGGGAGCAGAGGCUGGAUGCACUGCAGGAGAGAGUGACGGAGCUAAAAGAGCGAGCUAAACUCCAGGAAACCCCGCUACAAAUGCAGGUGCUGGAGUCAGACCUAAGGAAGAAACUGGUCCAUGCACAGGAGGUGUACAACCAGGCCAAACACACUCUGACCUACUUCAGUUUUCAGAAGCAGCGACUGGAGGACCUCAUGUCGCAGAUGGCCGAAAGGCUGGCGACAGUUGAGGGCUCCUUAUCUGAUCUCACUGAAGCUACUUCACCUGAAGACAUUGGCACUGUUAAGGACCUACAAACUGUUGUUCAGCAACAGAGGGCAGACAUGGACUCAGCUAGAGAUGCUCUGAGUGCCCUGUGCAGGUCACAUCCCUCUCAGGAGCUCUCUCGCCUCUCCUCUGACCUCACCUCUAUUGCCAAGAGAACGGAGGCUGUUGCCCAGCGCUGUGCCAAGGCCAGGGGCAGCCUUCAGGAUGGGCUACAGCUUCACUUCAAUGAGCUCGUCCAAGACUUCCACUCCUGGCUUGUUGAUCUGAAGUUGGAGUUAAAAGAAUGUUCGAAUCAAUCAGGAGAUGUUGCCGUCCUUGGAGCCAAGUUGCAGCGGCUGAAGAUGUCAUUAAAGCGGAUGUCCGAGGGUGAGGAGCGUCUCUCUCAGGUUUGUGAGGAGGCUGAGAGGCUCCAACUCCACCUGUCAAAAACUGGAGCCACACAGGUCCAAGAGCAUCUCUCCUCCUGUCAGAGAGAGUGGAGGAACUAUCUGGACAGCUGCACUCAGAGCCAACGAGACUUGGAAGAGAGUAUCGAAAUCUUGAAAAAUUUCGAUGACACUGUGGAAGGUGUAAGAGAUUGGCUUAAGCAGAUGGAUAUCAACCUCAGGAGCGAGCCUGCUCUGGGGGCAGACAGCCAACAAGCUGCCCCUGACACCGCAGAAGAGCUGGAGAGAAUGGAAAACCUCCAUAAGGAGCUGCUAGCAAGACGGGACUCAAUCGAGCGUGUCUGCCAGAAGGCCCAGUCUCUGUCUGAAGCAGGACGGGGGUCAGGAGGAGAGGUCAGGGUGACAGGCCAGCUCCAGAUGGAGCACCAAGCCCUGCUGAAGGCAGCCAGGGAGAGGCUGCGAGGCUGUCAGGAAAGCCAGGCCUUUGGCGAGACCCUCCAGGGGGUUUGGGCCUGGUUGGAGGAGAUCCAGGAGCGACUGGGUACAGUGGACAGCACCAUGGGGACCAAAGAGCAGUUGGAGCAGAGGCUGGAAACUGUGCAGGACAUCCUGCUUUUGAAGGGGGAGGGUGAGGUCAAGCUGAAUAUGGCAAUGGGUAAGGGCGAGUUGGCCCUGCGCAGCUAUGGUGCCGCCGGACAGGAAGUGGUCCGCUCUCAGCUUCAGGAGGUGGAGGAUGCCUGGGCGACGCUGCUUGUGACUGCCAUGAGUUGCCACAGUCGAUUAGAGUGGACAGUCUCACAGUGGGGAGGAUACUUGGAGAGUGCUGCCCAACUGCGGUGCUGGAUGGAGGCUGUGGAGCGGGAGGUGUGUGCUCCACUCACCCCCCAGCCGGGUCCCAGAGAGAAAGCCUCACAGUUAGAGAGACUCAGAGCUCUACUGGCUGACCUCGAAGACCACCAGGUGGCGUUGUCUAGCCUGGAGGAAAAAGCCAGAGAACUCUUCAAGAAGACUAGUGAUGCAAGUUUCAACCAUGGUGCCCGCACCCAACUGCAGGUGCAGUUUGAUGACCUCACAGCUUUGGUGGAGGAAAGAGUACACCUGGCGCAGGCUGUAGUGUUGGAACACCAGGAGUAUCUGGAGGCCGUUAGGGAGCUCACUGAUUGGCUGAUGACUGCAGGAGAGGAGCUGCAGCAUUGGUCUGAUACAUCAGGAAACUCUGCUUCCAUCAAAAAGAAACUAUCAGAAGUGAGGGAGCGUGUGGAGUGUCGGUUACUAGAGGGCCGAGAGCGCCUCAGCAGGGUGCGUCGGAGCGCGGCCUCCACAGCAGAGCACACAGCGGCAGGAGGCUGCGAGGCAAUGGACCGACAGCUGGGGGCGCUAUCCCAGGCCCUGGAGCAAUGGGAGGGGGCUGCUCUGAGGGCCAGGGACGGUCUGGAGGGGGCCCUGGCCGCUGCUGCAGCCUCAGAGGAAGAAUAUGACCGUCUGACUGCUCAGCUGGAGGAUGAGUUGAAAGAGCUAGACGGACGACUGAGAGGGUGGAGCCAAGAGUUGAUUAAAGCGGAAGGGCGGAGCAAUGGCGAGGAAGCAGUGGAGGGAUGGCAGCUGGCUAAGGAUAUACUGGAGGGCUUGCAGAGCGCCGAGCCGAUGGCAGAGAAGUUGAAAGGCCAACUGAACGACCUGGUGCGAUACUCCAGAGACCUGGGCUCACAAUCUGACCGGGUUACUGCGCUUAUCAAACAACACAACAGUCUCAGUCUCCGUGCAUCCAGAGAGUGUCAAAAUAAGGAGCGCUUGUUGGAGCAGAGGUUCCGUGCAGCUCUGAGAGACUUCCAGCAGUGGUUGGUCAAUGCCAAAAUCAGCACCGCCAAAUGCUUCGAUGUGCCACAGAGUGUCGCCGAGGCCUCCACUGCUCUGCAGAGAAUCCAAGAGUUCUUGAGUGACAGGGAGCAUGGCCAGGCCAGGCUGAGUACAGUAGGUGCCAGUGGGGAGCUGCUCAUGGCAGUGGUGUCCAAAGACAGAGUGGAGGGAAUCAAGGCCAAAGUGGCAAAUGCAAGAGAGGACUGGAAGAGCCUGAUGAAUAACCUACAGAUAAGGGAGGAUGCACUCAAGAACUUGCAGUCUCAGAUGACAGAGUUUGAGGCCAGUGCUGAGCCUCUGCAGGACUGGCUGAACAGCACUGAGGUCAGAGUACAGGAGAGCAGCGCUCGGCUACAUGACCUCCCAGCCAAAAAACAGGAGCUCAGCAAAUUACAGUGUGUGCUUGAGGAGAUGGCCAGUCGGGAGGCAGAACUGAGCAGUCUCAGGGAAAGAGCUCAUCGUCUCUGGGAGGGACAGGCAGCUGGCAAGGGCUUCGUCCACCGAGUAUCCCAGCUGUCUGCGCAAUACCUAGCUGUCAGCAACUUAACCAAGGACAAGGCCUCCAGGAUUGAACGUAUAGUAGGGGAACAUCGCCUCUUCUCUCAGGGCCUUAAAGAGCUCCAGGACUGGGUGUGUGAAGCUCAGAGGGUCCUCAGCACCUGCAUCUCCACCACCACCGAUAAGGGCGUGUUGGAGGACAGGAUGUUACAGCUGGAAGCUUUGUUGGCUGCCCGUCAAGAGCGGGAGAUCCAGCUAAAGAUGCUGCUGACACGGGGAGAAGCAGUUCAGAGAAACACUUCAGCUGAGGGGGUCCCGGUUAUUCGUAAACAGAUCCAGGACCUCAAGGACUCAUGGGACUCCCUGCUUUCUGCCUCCAUCCAGUGUAAAAGCCAGCUGGAGGGCGCUCUGUCGCAGUGGACCAGCUAUCAGGAGGACGUGGGUCAGUUUGUGCUGUGGAUGGAUCGGGUUGAGGAGACGCUAAGCUGCUCAGACAGACAGUACUCUGAGAUGAGAGACAAGACUGCUAACCUGGGAAAGACCAAGCUUCUCUAUGAAGAAGUAUUGAGUCACAGCAGUCCUCUGGAGACCAUUGCCACAAAGGGGUCCAAUAUGGUGGAGCACUACACUACCCAGCAGGAGGUGCAGCAGCUGCAGUGCAGAUACAACGCACUCAAAGAAAAGGCCAAGAAUGCAGUCAGUAAAGCCAAAGGACUAGUGCUGGUUCAUCAGGAAUAUCAACGUGGGUUACAUGUGUUUGAGGACUGGCUGGAGCAAGAACAGGCCACUCUGGCAUCAUUGUCUCAUCCAGAAGGUGUUGUGGAUACACUAGAGAAGACACUGCAACAGCUACAGACUCUGCAGGAACGCUGCUCAAAUGGCCAGUCUUUGCUCUCCUCUGUGCUGACCAGCAGAGAGCGAGUAAUCCCAUGGGGUAUACCUCAGAUCGAAGAUCGAGCCCUGGACACUGCUCAGCGAGAGUGGGGGGCCUACCAGGGUCGUCUGGAGGAAACUCAAUCCCAGCUGAGCUCCACACUGGCCAGACUGAAACAUAUGGGCCAAAGGUUUCUGAGCCUGGCCCAGUGGCUAGAAGAGAUGGAGAGGGUGGCUAACUUUAGGCGUCAUCGGAGGUCAAACAGAGUCACCAAGGAGACUCAGCUGAAGAAACUCCAGGGGUGUCUUCAGGUAGUGCUCACACGGCAGGGAGAAGUUGAUGGCCUCUCCUCACUGGCCCAGCAGGUUCUGGAGGAAACCUACAUCAGUAGUCGUGUUAGUGUGACUGCCACCCAGCUCACUGCCCGCUACCAUUCCCUGCUACUCAACAUACAGGACACCAUCAAGCAGCUUCAGGAGGAGCUGAAGAGUAUAGAAGAGGCUGAAAGCCUUUGCAUGUCCUUCACCGACUGGCUCAUUUCAACUCAGAAAAGCUUCACAGCGUUAACUGACAGUUCUGAAUCUCUGGACCGCUUUGCCAUGGACAAAAAGAUGAAGAAGUUAGAGACUCUCCAGUCUGAUCUCCAACAUGGUCACAGUUUCCUGAAAUCCCUGAGGGAGCGGGCAGAGCAGGCAGCAGGCUUCCUGGACGAGGCUGGAGCAGAGAGUUUAGGAGGGGAAGUGGAGGCUCGUCUUGCCCAGCUGGAGGAGCUUGCUGGUGGGUUGAGGCAAGAGCGCAGCUUCCUGGAGCGGGCAUUACUGCUAGCUAAGGAGUUUCAGGACCGCUAUAAGGCUCAGGCCCAGUGGCUGGUGGAGACCAGGGCUUUGCUUGGCACCCCGGUGGAGCCCAAGGCUGAGCUGUACCAACGGAGAGCACAGCUAGCCAAGUACAAGGCUCUGUUGCAAAUGGUACAGUCCCAUGAUGGAUCUAUCAGGUCAGUGGUGGAGAAAGGAGAUGCCCUGCUGGCCUCUGUCCAUUACCCCUCCAUCAGAGACAAAAUGAGCAGACUGCAAAAGGACUACACUGAACUGUGUAAUACAGCCAUGGCUCAUGUGGAGAAUCUGGAUGGCCAAGUGAAGGAACAGGUAGCGUACCACAAUGAGCUCCAAGAAGUGGAGCGCUGGCUGCUCCAGAUGUCCAGCAGGAUGGUGACUCCUGACCCCACUGUGAGCAGAAGCCUGGAAGCAGCCACUCAGCAGCUCGCCAGGCACAAGGCCAUCAUGGAGGAAAUAGCGGGCUUUGAGGAUCGCUUGGCAGGCCUGAAGGUGCAAGGAGACCACCUGGUACAAGGCUGCGGUGAACGUGUACAGAGCAGGCUGAGACAGCAGGUCCAGGCUCACCAGCAAGGCACCAGAGACAGCUACUCUGCCAUCUGUAGCACAGCACAGAGAGUAUAUCAAAGUCUGGACCACGAGUUACAGAGACAUGUGAGUCUACAAGACACACUGCAGCAGUGCCAGAACUGGUUGACCUCUGUCCCAGAGGAACCAACACCUCCCACACAUCCUCCUCUCAGCCUUGAGGAGGCACUACAACAGGUGAAGCAGGAGCGGGCUCGUCAGGAACAGGCCAGCACCUACCUCCAGCUUGUGUGUUCAUCCUGUGACCUGACGGUGCCUAGAGUCAGGGAGACCGCAGGAGCUAUCCAGCAGGUCAAACUCCAGACUGAGGAGCGUAUGCUGCUUUGUGAGGAGGUAGCAGACAGUUGGAGGGACAUUGAGGAGCAGAAGGCAGAUCUGGAGGUCCAACUGAGAGAAACAGAUCAGCAACUUCAGAACCUCAUUAGGAGACCUGCAGAGUUAGAGCCCAAGAUUGCACAGAACCAGCUGGACAAGGCACAGGUGUUCCUCCAGAUGAUUAGGGAAAGGCAGUCUGACGUAACCCAUUUGAAUGAGGCCAUUGGUAGGCUCACAGGUGGACAGGACUCUCCGAGCCUGGAGGAGAUAAGGAGACUAAGGAGGAAUUGGACGGAACUGAGCCAGCGAGCAGAAGAGUUGGAGGCCCAGCGAGGGGAGGAUAUGCAACGGAGUGGGGAGUACCAGGAGAGUGUAGUCGCUGUGGAGGAACUUUUCCACCAAGUAUCUAGGGAAUGGGACUACCUUGCCAGGGCAGACACAGAAAGUACAAGUGAGCAUCUAGAGGCUCUGAAGAAACUGUCCAGUGACCUGGUGGAGCAGAGAGCAACUCUAGAAGAACUCAGGGACCAGAGACAGGCAAUCCUAACUCGACUUAGCCUUCUAGACAAGGAGCUCGUCAAGCAGCAGGUGGGUCACCUGGAGCAGCGCUGGGCCCAACUUGAAACUCUGAUUCAACAGAAGAUCCAGGACUCGGCACAGACACUAGAGGAUCUGGCACGGGUGGAAAACCAGCUGAGGGAUGCCCGGGAGUGGGUGGAGGAGCAACGGCCGGCACUUACUUCUGCAUUAAAAACUAGCCCACCCCCUGAUCUGGCACAGAGUUUCCUGUUCGACCACCUGAGUGUGUGUGUGGAGCUGGAGGCACGUCAGCAGCUGCUGGGUCAGGCAGUGAGCGAGGCACAAGCUGUGGCUUCCAGGCUGGGGCUGAGUGAGAAGAGAUGCCUGCAGGAGCAUGUUGAACACGCCCAGACUGAGGUGGACGCUCUGGGGGCUCGGGUUGCCCAAAGGAGAAAGUACCUCAGCAAGGCCUUCACAGAGAGGACACAGUUCCUUCAAGGACUUGGACGAGCAUUGUCUUGGGUACAACAACAGGAGAGGAAAGCUUUGAUAGAUGACCACAUAGCGCUUCUCCCUGAAGACCUGGCAAAACAGGCUGCUGCAUGUCGGGGGGUCCAGAGCGGUUUACGAGCUUACCAGAGGGAGCUGGCGUCUCUCUGGAUACAAGGGCGAGAGGUGGAAAGAGAUGCCUCUGACAAAGAGAGAGCAGAAACCCUGGCGAGACUUGAGGAGUUACAGGCAGUCUUUGAAACUGCCCUCCAGAGGACCACCCAGCGUUUUGCAGACUUAGAGAAAGCCUUGACCUCCAGGAAGUACUUUCAGGUAGACUUGGACAAGACUUGCCACUGGUUGAGAAGAGCGGAUGCCAUCACCUUUCCUGAAAUCAAUCUAAGCAACAUUGAUGACAGCUCUGAGUUGCAAACACAACUGUCUAACUUUCAGAAUGUCUUAGAGCAAGCAUCAGAGUACGAGAACCUCCUUCUUAUUGUCCAAAGAAUAGGCCAGGAGAUCCUCCCGACUCUGAAUGAGAUUGACCAUUGCUACUUAGACGAGAGGCUUAAUGCCCUGCCUCAACAGUACAACAGCAUCCUAGCUCUAGCCAAAGAGAAAAAAGACAGAGUCCAACAAAUAAUCUUGGAGAGAAAAGAGUUUAGCACUUUUUUUGAUAUUACUCGUAAUGCACUGGAGGAGCUACAGGAGCAGUUUGACAAUCUGGAGAAGCAGACUAUCAGUAUAAGUGAGGAGGAAGUUGCUCGUCUAAUCAAUGAAUACAGAAAUAUAAAUGAAAGUUUAUUCCAUAUUAGCCCUGCUGUGAGAGAACUUCAUGGCAAAAAUGAGGGGUUUCUUAGUAUGGGCCAGACGUACAGAGCUGAGGAGACACAGCAGCUGGUCUGUCUCUGCAACACACUGAAAAGGAGAAAUGAUCAGAAAAUUAAACACUUAGAUGAUUCAUUGAAAACACUUGUUGAGCACAGCAGAGUAUUAGCAAAGUUGGACCGAGAAUUACAAUCUGUGAAAGAAAAACUGGUUAGACUUAAGUCUGACACAGAACUAGGUACUGUGGAUAAAAUAACAAGUCUUUAUUUGCUGCUUGAAAGUCUGGAUUGUGUUAAUUCAGAGGCUGAAGAAUGUAAUCAACAGAUUAAAGGCCUCGGUCUGAGGUUUGAUCCUACUGCCUUUCAGGAGAUUAUACUGCAACUAGAAUCAUUGCAAUCCCUACAGUAUGAUGUCAAAUGUUUUGUUGAAGAAAGUGAAAAGAGUGUCACCAAGAAUGAAGAUAUCACAAGAGAGACUGAAAAAAUGUUGGAAUGGCUGAGGACUAUUAAGGGCACAUUGAAGAAGCCCUUGACCCUUCCAGAGGUCAAAGUUGACAGGGUAUAUAAGGAAGUACGGAAACUAAAAAUCAUGGAGGAGGAAGUGAAAAGUAGAUUGAGGGUAACAGAUGCCUUGUGUAGUAGAGAAACACAAAGAUUUUGUAGUAGAAAAGAAACAAUCCCAGCCCACGUAGAAGAAAGACUGCAUGAGCUGGCGAAGCUGGGAGCUGAAGUUCAACAAGAAAUGAGCAAAAAACAGUUGGCUGUGGAUCAAGUACUUUCCCUGGUCCAGAGGCACCACUUAUCUCUGCAGUCCAUGCAGAAAAGCCUGGACUGUGCUGCAGAUUUCCUCCAGAGGGCCAGCCUGGGGGUGGAGCUUGAGAAGCAGACAGAUUGUAUCUGGGACCUGGAAGAAAUGUCAGCCCAGGAAAAGAACUUCACAGCUGGUUUAGAGGAACUGAGGACUUGGGAGCCUCUGCUGGUGAAUUCUGUGGACACAGGAGAGAUGAGCAAACUUAGAGAAAAAGUGGAGGCAAUGCAACUGCAAAAGACAGAGGUCAAACAGCAACUGGAGGCUUACAGAGAAGUGCAACAGAGGUGUGAGUUUUUAUGGACCUCCUUCCAACAUGAGAAGGAGACAGUGGUUGAACAGAUGAAUGAUGUAGAGAGCAAGAUGACCAUGUUCUCCACAGCUAAAGCUGUCAGCAUCCAGCAGGCAGAGGAGAAAUGUCAGAGAUACAAGUCUCUAGAGGCACACAUCGACCUGCUAGAGUUGCCUCUAAAUGCUUUGAAAGAGAAAGCAACAGAGUUAGAGCAGAUCAUCUCUGAGUCCAGCAAAGCCGUUACCAGCCACUCUGUGUCGUCACUAUGGCAACGGUGGACCAGGCUCCGCAGUGUGGCAGGAGCCCAGGAGAGGGCACUGGAUGACACUGCGAGGGAGUGGAGGAACUUCACAGAGAAGAUGGAGAAGGUGCGCUCUGUGUCCAAAGACCUCCACAGUCGUGUCCCAGACAGCACAGUGGAGAAGGCAGCCACCAGAGCAGCGCUGCAGAACCUGCUGGAGUAUCAUGAUUCCUUCAACCUGGAGGUGGAGAGGGAGCAAUCGAUCCUGGCCCUGCUGGGGCAACACUCACGUAGCCUCAGAGGAGAGGAGGAAGAAGAAGAGGAGGCGAUGGAGAGAAAGACAGAGAAUGGACACAAGGAGACACCGUGCCUACAAGAGAUCAAAAGCAUGCAGGAGCAAUAUGACAGCCUUGUGUUGCAGGUGAGGACGAGCAGGUCACAGGUACAACAGGAGUUGAGGGAGAGAGAAGAGGUUGAGAAGGAGCUGGGCUUGGUCAAAGGCUGGAUCCAAGACACCCGUGGUUUACUGCUGAGUCCCACUGCCGACCUGGAUUCACUGCUGCAAGAACUAGAGACCGCACAUGGCGAGGUCAUCAGUAGACGUCAGAGUGUGGAGCGCAUGACAGAGCUGCAGCAGUCCAAGUACCAGGACCUCCAGGCUGGUCUGCCCUCUGAACUCAGCAUGCAGCUGGCUGAGGUGGCUCUGGCUCUGGGCUCCGCUGAAGACCAGGUCCAGGCGAGGGAAAGGGAAGUGCAACAGACAAGAGAUGUGAAAGAGGACUUCAGCUUCAGACUCCAGGACAUUGAGGCGAAGCUGAAGACCAUUGCUCUGAAAUUGGAAAACAAGGGUGUCGACCUAGAGGAGGCCAAAGAAGAGACCAAAAGUCUUUGUGAAGAGUGUGAAUGCUGUGGUCGCUCUCUGGCUGAGUUAGGAGUAGCAGUGCAAGAGUUUGGUGAGCAGAACCCUCUGUUGUGCAAGCAGCUGGGCGAUGCUGUGGCCAAACUAACCGAAGUGCAGCACCAUACCACACAGCAGGUCCAAGAUAGAGCCAACAGACUAAAGAAGGCAGAGAAACAGGUGGAGGAAUAUCAAGGCAUGAGAGCAUUCAUUUUGGGCUGGACAGAAAAGGCAGAGGCUCUGGUCUCUGGUAAUAUCAUCUGGAGCUCUGCAUCCCAGCUGCAGGAGCAAAUUCGAGCUCACCAGGCGUUGCUGCGGGAGUGCCGGGGUCUCCAUGGUGACUUGGAGGCCAUGGGGGAGAGGGAGGGGCAGCUGGGGGAGGUGUUGCAGACACAGGGGUGGAGCCAGCAGGUGAAACACCUCAGUAGAUGCACAGAGGAGCUGCAGCAAACUGCCAAGACUCGCCUCCAGGGUCUGCAGGAUGCCGCCAAGGACAUGUUGCAUCUGGAGGCAGAGGUGAAGAGCCUCCAUGCUGCAGUAGACCAGAUCCAGGUCACGCUUGCCUCCCCUGAUCUCAACAGGCUCAGCCUCAGAGAGCAGCUCACACAGAGACAGCGUCUGUUGGUGGAAAUGGAAGGGUUCAAGCAGCAGGUGGCGGCAGUACAGCAGUGUCAGAGCGCCCUCCGGCUACCAGAGGAGGUAGUGGCCAGUCUGCCUAUCUGCCGCACAGCUCAGACCUUGCAGCAAGAAGCCAGCCAACUGCAGCAUACAACCAUCCAGCAGUGCAACAUCCUGCAGGAGGCUGUGGUGCAGUAUGAGCAGUAUGAACAGGAAGUGAAGAACCUCCAGAGAUUAAUAGAAGAAGCCCACCGCAUCAUUCAGGACCGGCCUGUCUCCACCAGCAACAUACAGGAACUUCAGGCUCAGAUACACCACCAUGAGGAGCUGGCCCAGAAGAUCCGUGGCUACCAGGAGCAGAUCGCCUCGCUCCAUUCCAAGUGUAAGAUGCUGACAGUGAAGGCUAAACACGCCACCAUGCUGCUGACAGUCAGUGAGGUGGACGGCCUUUCAGACGGAAUGGAUGAGCUGAGUGAUGAGGAGCUACCUAGUGCUGUGGUAACUGCCACCGCCGCCACUAACAAGCAACUUCCAGCACACCCCUCUGUCGUCAUGAUGACAGCAGGGCGCUGCCACACACUCCUCUCCCCUGUGACGGAGGAGUCAGGGGAGGAGGGCACCAACAGCGAGGUCUCCUCUCCCCCUGCCUGCCGCUCCCCCUCCCCAGGGGCUAACGCUGACGCUCCUCUUAACCAGGGUCGUGGCGCUCUAAGUCGAGCACCCCUCCAGGAGCUGUAUGACCCAUCUAUGGAGACCAGUGCUGCUAACCUAGAUGACUUGCAGAGAUCCUGGGAAACACUAAAGAACGUGAUCAGCGAGAAACAGAAGAGCCUGUAUGAGGCACUGGAGCGACAGCAGCAUUAUCAAGAAUCCCUCCAAUCCAUUUCCACUAAAAUGGAGUCCAUUGAGGCAGCACUCAAUGAGGGCCUGGAGCCCAGUAAGAGCCCAGAGAGCCAGAUGGCUGCCCACCAGGCUCUGAUGGAUGAGAUCCUGAUGCUGCAGGAUGAGAUUGGUGAGUUACAGACCUGUUUCUCUGAGGAGCUGGCAGACAGCGACAGCGAUGGAGACUCUGGUGACCAGUUGGCACUCCAGUCUACCCUCACUGUGCUGGGAGAAAGGAUGGCCACCAUUCGAAUGAAGGCCUCUGGGAAACGGCAGCUGCUUGAGGAAAAACUAAGUGAACAACUAGAGGAGCAGCGACAGGAACAGGCGCUGCAGCGUUACCAUAGCGAGGCUGAGGAGCUUGACCACUGGCUGCUGAGCACUCGGGCAACUCUCAGCUCUGCUCUUCAACCCCAAAACGAUGACAUGGACAUGGAAGAGCAGCUCAUCGACUGUCAGAACAUGCUGUUUGAGAUCGAGCAGAAGGUGUCCUUUCUGUCAGAGUUGUCCAUCCACAGCGAGAGCUUGUUGUUGGAGGGCCGUGCCGAGACCAAGGAAGAGGCAGAGCAACUCACCAUCAAACUGCACUCCCUCAAAGACAGCCUACUGGAGCUGCAGCAGAUGUUACAGGACAAGCAGGUUGACAUACAGGGUUCAUUGCAAGAGCAGGAUGACAGUGAGCCAGACUCAUCUCUGUCCCAGAGUCCUAAUGUCCAAGAAUGGCUCUCCCAGGCCCGCUCAACACGCACACAGCAACAUCAUGACAAUCUGAUUCGACAGAGGGAGCUGCAGGAGCAAGUUGCUAAACAGAAGAAGCUGCUUCAGUCUGUAGCAAGUGUCGGGGAAGACUUACUCAACCAACAGACUACGCCCAAUGGGGACAGUGAGAUGUCAGUCCCAGGUGGAGUGUUACUGGAGACAGAGAGCCUGUCCCCUCUGGACCACCUGCGACAGCGCUGGGAAAACCUAAAUAAAGAUCAGAGUACGAAGCUGCAGCUCUCCCUCACUUCCCUGGAACAGGACCAGCUCAGCCCGGUCCUCCACCGGUCACGUCUUUCCAGUCCCAGUAUGGUGUUUAGAGGCGAGUCUGCCAGCCAGGACUCUGGCUCUCCCAGUGCUUUGUUUGAGGCCUGCAGUCAGACUCUGGACAGAAUCACCCAAGAGGUGUCGGGUGGUGGCGGUAAGCUCGCUUUGGCAUCAGCAGCGACAGUCCAGCAGGACCUGUAUGCUGCAGUUUCAGCAGCCUCUUCCUGGUUGGAUGCUGCCGAGAAUCAGCUGCUCUCUGGUCCUGUGUUACUCUCUGAGGACACAGAAACACAGCUCACAAAUCUCGAGAUCCUGAAUAAACAGCUCAAGGAGAUGAGCAAGGAGGUAAACCAGUGCAGAGACCUUUUGGGUAGAGGAGCAGGCCGGCUGUGUGGAGGAGAGGAGCGAGUCCUGAUGGAGGACACGUUGGAGGGCCUGCAGGAGAGGAUGGGCCUGCUGGACUCUACCCUGGAACAGCACUGUGACUGCAUGAGAGACAGGCUGCAAGAGUACUCAACCUUCCAGAAUGAACUAAGGAUGCUGUUCACAGCUCUGAGUGAAAGUAAACACCAGUUGUUACAGAAGAUGGCAGGAACUGUGGACAGACCUGCAUCCAAACAGAUAGAGACAUUAUCAGAGGUUGAGGACAGUCUAAAGGAGUUUGAGCAGAGAGUGACUGAGCUGAAGACCAGAGCAGAGGGACUCCAAUCUGACCAAAUCUCCAACCAGGAACUACUCAAACUACAGGAUGCAUAUGAGGAGCUGGUGCUGAUGGUGGGCUCCAGACGUAGCAGCCUGAACCACGGCUUGUCCCUCAAGGCUCAAUAUGAAGCUGCACUUCAUGACCUCACAGACCUGGUGGACACUGCCCAGGACAAGAUGGCUGCAGACCAGAAGAUGACAGUAGCUUCGGUCAUAGAGGUCCAGAUGUUACUGGACAAACACAAAGAGUUCUUUCAGGGUCUGGAAUGCCAUAUGAUCCUCACCCAGACAUUUUAUAGUAAGGUGUCUGCUCUGGUAGCGCAGAGGGAAAGCCAGGUCCUGGAGGAGACCAUGGCCUUAGCCCACAGUGUGCUCAAACAGGCCCACAGGAGGGGAGUGGAGUUGGAAGGCAUACUUGAGUCAUGGAGCAGGCUUGUGGAAGACUACCAGGCUCUAUGUCGACAGCUGGAGUCAGUGGAGUGCAGCAUCCCCACUGUCGGUCUGGUAGAGGAGACAGAAGAAAGACUUAUUGAAAGGAUCAGUCUCUUUCAGCGUCUGAAGGCCAACCUGGCCGAGCAUCAGCCCCAGCUGUACCAGGUCCUGGAGGAGGGCAAGAGGCUCCUACUGUCUGUUGGCUGUUCAGACUUGGAGAACCAGCUGACCCAGCUGGGAGAACACUGGCUCUCCUCCACCACCAAGGUCAACAAGGAGUUACACCGCCUCGACUCCACGCUCAAACACUGGAGCAGGUACCAGAGUGAGUCAGCAGAGUUGAGCCACUGGUUGCAGUCGGCUUUGGACAGACUGGAGUUUUGGACAACCCAGUCAGUAACUGUGCCUCAGGAGCUGGAGACCGUCAGAGACCACCUUUAUGCCUUCCUGGAGUUUUCCAAAGAGGUGGAUGCUAAGUCGUCUUUGCGUUCGUCUGUGCUGAGCACAGGGAACCAGCUUCUUCGAUUGAAAAGAGUGGAUACAGCUGGUCUUAGGACAGCACUGGGCCACAUCGAUACUCAGUGGGCUGAACUGCUGACUCAUAUCCCUGUAGUACAAGAGAAGCUACACCAGUUGCAAAUGGAGAAGCUGGCAUCACGACACGCUAUUCUGGAGCUAAUGAGCUGGAUCUCUCUCAUGGAGAACAUCAUCAAUGAAGACCAGGACAAGAUCAUGGAAGCUGUAGGCUCAGAGGUGGUCCAGAACUUCUUGCAGAAGUAUAAGGGUUUCCGCAUCGAUCUGACCUGUAAGCAGUUGACUGUGGACUUUGUUAACCAGUCGGUGCUGCAGAUCAGCAGUCAGGAUGUGGAGGGAAAGCGCAGUGACAAAACAGACUUUGCUGAGAAGCUGGGAGCCAUGAACAGACGAUGGCAGAUACUGCAGGGGCUCAUCGGUGAAAAGAUUCAGCUUUUAGAAGGACUUUUGGAAGGUUGGUUAGAGCAUGAAAAUGGAGUCCAGGCCCUGAAAACCUGGCUCACACUACAGGAGGAGAAACUGAAGAAGAGACACAGGAUAGAGGAUGUAGCAUCGGUGCAGAAUGCACUUAAAGACUGUCAGGAGUUGGAGGAAUUAGUGAAGGAAAAAGAGAAGGAUCUAGAGAAAGCAGAGGAACGUGGAAACGCUCUCAUCCAGGAUAAGAAAGGAGGAGCCUGCUCAGUUGUCAAGGAGACCCUUAAAGGCCUGAACCAGUCCUGGGCUCAUUUGGACCAUAUGAUAAGUCAGAUGAAGGUGAGUCUGCGGUCAGUGCUGGAGCAAUGGACGCUGUACAGACGAGCUGCAGAGGAGAUUAAUGGUUACCUGAUGGAAGGGAGGUACUCGGUGUCCAGGUUGCACCUCCUUAACGGGUCUCUAGAGGCAGUAAAGCAGCAGGUGGAGAGUCUGGAGAACCUGCAGGAGGAGAUGGAUAAACAGGAGAGCAGUCUGAGGAAGUUUGGCUCUGUGACACACCAGUUACUGACAGAGUGCCAUCCGUCUGUGGCUGAAACACUUAACAGAGCUCUCCGGGACGUCAACAUUAGGUGGAACUGUCUACUAGAGCAGAUCUCAGAGCAGUUAAGGAGCAGUAAGGCCUUGCUGGGGUUGUGGCAGCGCUACAAGACAUUAUAUGGCCAGUGUGUGACAGCAGUCCAGAAACAGGAGGAACGCGCUGAUCGCCUGCUGAAGAGCGCCACCGACAGGGAGAUUACAGAGGAGGAGAGCUGCGUUUGGAUAAAGGACUGUGAUGAGUGCCUUGGCGACCAGGAUUCGGUGCAGCAGUCCCUCCAGCAGCUGCAGGCUUUAGGAGAACAGCUGAAGAGCCAAGUAGAUGCCUCCUCCUCUGCAGCCCUCCAGUCAGACCACCUGUCACUCACCCAUUGCCUAGCAACACUGGAGCACGCACUUCACAGGCAGCAGGAAGUACUUCGGUCUGGAUCUCAGGCCUAUGAGGGUUUCAGAGAGCAGUUGGACACACUAAUUCAUCAGGCUGAAGAAGCUGAGGAGGUGCUGAAGGAGUCUGACCCAGUUGGCUCACCAGAGCUCAGUGUGGUUGAGACACGUAUGGAAAAACUGAAGGUUCAUCUGUUGAAGCUGAGUAGUCUGUCUCCAGACUUGGAGCGUGUUAAUGAGUUGGUGUACAGACUACCAGUCAGUGACAGAGAUGUUAAACGCCUGCAGAGCCUCAAUAGAGCCUGGGCCGCUAACUCCGCUCACCUCACCGAGAGGUUCAGUAAACUGCAGGCGGUGCUGCUCCAGCAUCAGAGCUUCCUCCAGAAGUGUGAAGCUUGGAUGGACUUCCUGUCUGAGACUGAACAGAAGCUGGCUGCUGAGAUCUCAGGCAACUACCAGAGUCUGCUGGAACAGCAGAGAGACCAUGAGUUGUUCCAGGCAGAGAUGUUCAGCAGACAACAGAUUCUGUACUCCAUUAUCAGCGAUGGACAUCAUAUGCUGGACCAAGGACAUGUGGAUGACAGAGAUGAUUUCAGUGUAAAGCUGGCCUUGUUGAGCAAUCAGUGGCAGGGUGUAGUGAGGCGGGCCCAGCAGCGCAGGGGCAUUAUUGAUAGUCUGGUCCGCCAGUGGCAGAACUACCGGGAGAUGGCAGAGAAGCUUCUAAGAUGGCUCCAGGAAGUGACCCGAGACCCGGAUGUACAUCAGCCAGGAGAGGCAGUCGCUCUGCAGCAGGCCAGGAACCUGUUAGAUCAGAUACAGCUCAGGGAGCGAGUGCUCCAGAGGCAGCAGGGAGGCUACAUCCUGACAGUGGAGGCUGGCAGGAGCCUGCUGCUAGCAGCCGACGCCAGGGCCGAGUCCACGCUGCAGACUGAGCUGAUGGACAUCCAGGAGAGGUGGAGGCACGCCCACCACCGCCUGGACCAACAGAGAAGAGAGUUGCAUGGCUUGCUGAAGAACUGGGAGCGAUGUGAGAAGGGUAUAGACACAUCACUGGAGAAGUUAAGGGCCUUCAAGAGAAAGCUGUCUGUACUGCUGCCUGACCACCAUGAAGAGCUACACUCUGAGCAAAUCAGGUGCAAGGAGCUGGAGAGCAGUGUGGAGGGCUGGACCGACGACCUCACUUCCUUGUUCUUGCUAAGAGACUCUUUGGAGGGUGUGGUGAGCGCAGAUGACAUCAUUGUCCUACAGGAACGCCUCCAGCUGCUACAGUGCCAGUGGGAGGAGGUCUGCCACCAGCUUUCCCUGCGCAGGCAGCAGGUGUGCGAGAAGUUGAAUGAGUGGGCAGUGUUCAACGAGAAAAACAAGGAGCUGUGUGAAUGGCUCACACAGAUGGAGAGCAAGGUUUCUCAGAAUGGAGACAUCAGCAUUGAGGAGAUGAUUGAGAAGCUGCGCAAGGAUUACCAGGAGGAGAUCAGUGUGGCCCAGGAGAACAAGCAGCAGCUGCAGGUUAUGGGUGAGCGCCUGGCCAGGGCCAGCCAAGACAGCAAGGCGGCCGAGAUCCAACACAAACUCAGCAAAGUCAGCGAGCGCUGGCAACACCUGCUGGAUCUUAUUGCUGCCAGGGUGAAGAAGUUGAGGGAGACUCUAGUGGCGGUGCAGCAGUUAGAUAAAAACAUGAGUAGCCUGCGCUCAUGGUUGGCUCACAUUGAGACCGAGCUGUCCAGGCCCAUCGUCUAUGACACAUGUGAUGACCAGGAGAUCCAGAGGAAACUCAACCAGCAGCAGGAUCUACAGAGGGACAUAGAGAAACACAGCACAGGUGUGGCGUCCGUGUUGAAUCUGUGUGAAGUCCUCCUCCACGACUGUGACGCCUGCUCCACAGAGACUGAGUGUGACUCCAUCCAGCAGGCCACCAGGGGGCUGGACAGACGCUGGAGAAACAUCUGCGCCAUGUCCAUGGAGCGCAGGCUUAAGAUUGAGGAGACAUGGAGGUUGUGGCAGAAGUUCCUGGAUGAUUAUUCCAGGUUUGAGGAGUGGUUGAAGACUUCAGAGAGGACAGCAGCUCUGCCUAACUCCUCUGGGGUUCUCUACACUGUCGCAAAAGAGGAGCUCAAGAAGUUUGAGGCCUUCCAGCGUCAGGUGCAGGAGUGUCUGACCCAGCUGGAGCUGAUCAACAAGCAGUACCGCCGCCUGGCCCGUGAGAACCGCACCGACUCCUCCUGCCGACUCAGAGAAAUGGUGCAUGAUGGGAACAGGCGAUGGGAUAACCUGCAGAAGAGGGUGGCAGCCAUCCUACGCAGACUCAAGCACUUCAUCAGCCAGAGGGAGGAAUUCGAGACAGCACGAGACAGCAUCCUGGUGUGGCUGACUGAAAUGGACCUCCAGCUGACAAACAUAGAGCAUUUUUCUGAGUGUGACGUUCAGGCCAAGAUAAAACAGCUCAGGGCCUUCCAGCAGGAGAUCUAUCUGAACACGGGGAAGAUUGAGGUGGUGUUCAGGCAGGGUGAAGCUCUGAUCGAGAAGAGCGAACCUCUGGACGCAGCUGUGAUCGAAGAGGAGCUGGAGGAGCUGCAGAGAUACUGCCAGGAAGUCUUUGGACGAGUUGACAGAUACUACAAGAAACUCACACGCCUGCCCCUCGCUGAUGAUGAGCUCGAUGGUUCAGACAGAGAGUUGGACAUGGAGGAAGGUGGCGACCUCUCUGAGCUACAGUGGGCCGACUCUUCUCUGCCGCGCACAUCCAGCCGUCAGGCAUCUGGUACGGCCGCUCUCAUCCGGGCAGACCGCUCAGGCAGGGACACGCCGGCUAGCGUGGAUUCCAUCCCGCUGGAAUGGGACCACGACUACGACCUGAGCAGAGAUCUGGAGAGUCCCGGAGGACGGGGCCAUGGGGAAAGGAGCCGAGGGCAGGAGGAGGAGGAUGAGUAUCUGAGGACAGCUGCCACGGUGCUGUCAGAUGUAGUUAUUCCAGAGAGCCCAGAGGCCUAUAUAAAACUGACUGAGAACACAUUGAAAUCAUCCUCUGGUGAGCCAGGCCAGCUAGAGGCCAGUCUGAGACAGCUGGACCAGGCUCUGGAUGCAGGACGAUACCACCUCCAGCAGAGAGAGGCCACUGCAAACCGCUCCAGCCCCGAGGUUGACUCCACAUACAUGGGCUAUAUGCGUCUGAUGGGAGAGUGUCGCGGCAGCAUAGACGCAGUGAAGAAAGCAGAAGGAGAACUGACAGAAGACGAGGAUGACAUGCCGGGACUCACGAACCCCACCAGCACAGACACCCAGAGUGCAGGUGUGAUCGAGCGCUGGGAGCUGAUGCAGGCUCAGUCUCUGAGUGAGAAACACAGGCACAAGCAAGACCUGCAGCAGUGGCAGCAACUGAUCUCAGACCUGCAGACCAUGAGGGCCUGGCUGGGUCAGUCUGAGGCCGAACUCAGCAAGCUUCGAGGGCUGGAUCUCAGCACCGACAUCCAAACCAUCCAGCAGAGAAUCAAGAAGCUCAGGGAGCUGCAGAAGACAAUGGAUGCCCACAAGUCAGAGGUCCUGUCUAUCAACCUGAGCAGUGCCGAUUUCCUCCAAUCAGAGCUUGACUCUGAGGAGGCGUGGGAGCUGAGGGACGGACUGAAAGAGAUGAACUCACGCUGGGACCGGCUCGGUACCUCACUGGAGGACUGGAGGGAGGAGUUGCAGAGAGCACUGAUGCAGUGCCAGGAGUUCCACGAGAUGAGCCACGGUCUGCUGCUGUGGUUGGAGAACAUCGACCGCAGGAGGAACGAGGUGGUGCCCAUCCCUCCCCAACUCGAUCGUGACACAUUACGAGCUCAUUACAAAACACUGACGCAAAUCAAGCGUGAGCUGCUGGACUCGCAGCAAAAGGUGUCGUCCCUUCAGGAGCUGUCGGCUCAGCUGCUGGUCAACACUAAACCUCAGACUCUGCUACUCCAGUCGGAGGCUACAGAGGAGAUCCGGCCACAGGGCAGCGAGUGUCUGGAGGCCCAGGAGAAGGUGCAUGUGAUCUGGAACAGGCUAAAGCUGCUCCUGAGGGAGGUCAGCUCUGACCUGGAGGGGCUGGAGAGGAGACUGGAGGCUGUGGACACGCGGCAGGAUGUCUUGCCUUUGCCUGUUGGCAAAUCAGAAAUCUGUGUAUCAGCAGGUCCUGUGUCAGAGGCAGCCAUCCAGAGUCGCAAACGAUUGCCCCGAGGCAAAAGUAGUCAGGCCCACCCAGGACACCCUGAGAGCGGCCCGCGCCACAGCCGGAGCAGAUCACCAGGCGCCGCUGGCUGCGUUUCCUCCCGUUCUGACCUUCUGGACAGCGUCUCCUCAUCAACCUCCUCCUCCUCCUCAAAGAGUCAGUCCUUCCUGCUGCGGGUCUUCAGGGCUGCGCUCCCCGUCCAGCUGCUCCUCCUGCUUCUCAUCGGCCUGGCCUGCCUGGUGCCCAUGACCGAGGAGGACUACAGCUGCCACCACGCCAACAAUUUCGCACGCUCCUUCCAUCCCAUGCUGCGCUACACCAAUGGACCUCCGCCCAUAUGAGGCCCAGCUGAAUAUCUACCUACUGCUUUGCCAAGGACUCCACUGACUCAUGUGAAUGUUUCCUUUUCACCCCGUGCCCUAAAAGCAACAAACUCUUCCCUGUUGGGAAGCAACAUGCAUUAUGAAGUGAUUCAGAGGUGAUAUGAAGACUUCUCUCACUAACAUUGCACACACACUGUCCUGAAAUCACCUCAACCCUUUAAACCACCACCCUCCAGUACAAAUGGACCUUCAUCUGGAGACCCCCCUCUCCUAUCCCAAUCCAAAUAUUUCAUGUUGUUUUAAUUCUGUUUUAACUUAAAUGUGUAUAUUAUUUUUUUAAGGUUUCUGAGGAAACCUGUGAAAUCAAUGAAAAACAAAGCACUAUUUAUAUACUGUAUGUUGGGAGCCAAAGUCGACCGUGCGUUUUGUCCAUGAUAUCCAGUGCUGCUACUAUUUAUUUAGUGUUCAAUCAGUUGUUAGAUUGUUAGUAUUGAUGAAGCUGAAGCACCACCUUGAGUGUGGAUAUGUUACCUGUAAAUUGUAGAGUAGACUUGCAGUUUGAGUAGCAAUCAUUCACAAACGUAGAUGUGAAGAGAUCCUUUCCAAAACGUAUGAAGACCUACUCGGACACGACUGAAUCAGCACAGACAUAAACUGAACAGGAGAACUCUCUGAGGGAUGAGAGGUAGCUUAAUAUUUAGUUUUUUUUGCUUGACAGAUUUCAAAAGAACCUGCUUGAAUUUGUAAAUUAGUUUUCAUACUAAGUUAAAGCUAAAAUCUGAACCUAUAGCACUGACAUGAGCACUGUCUGAAGGUACUGCACUGAAGCCGUCCAGCCAAGAUGGCCGACUUCUUUCCCCAGAAAGCCACGGCUUGUAUUCCUGUUUUUAUUUUCAGUAUUUAAACCACCCGGGGCAAUUAUAAAGAUAUGCGCUCUCGUUUUAAAAAAAAAAUUCAAUUGAUUUGUAUAUUUUUGUUGAAAUGCCUUUGAAUAUUGGCAUUUAUUUUUUUAUCUUUCUGUUUGAGCAUGCACUUGCAAGUCCCUUGCUUUUAAGAAAGCCAAACAAUCACUGGUAGUGUUGAAGUAGAUGGCUGUGACAUGAAAUAGUGCGCUUUGUUAUAACGGCGAUAAUUAUCCCGCCGUGAUGAGACAUCAGAAUCUGUAAAAAAUGAUGAAAUAUGAAAUGGUUAUUUAUGUAUGUACAGUUUGCUAAUGCCGACUUCACGAAGAAUAAUCUCUUUGCAAAUAAUAAAACAUGAAAUAUUU
Molecule: messenger RNA, 27928 nt
Organism: Scomber japonicus (chub mackerel)
Lineage: Eukaryota; Metazoa; Chordata; Actinopteri; Scombriformes; Scombridae
Gene: syne1a
Product: spectrin repeat containing, nuclear envelope 1a
Exons: 148
Coding region: 1-26679 (8892 amino acids)
Biological process (GO): signal transduction
Cellular component (GO): membrane
Molecular function (GO): protein binding
Source: RefSeq, a predicted model, not a curated record